UCGACAGAGCUAAUGUCAGUAGUAGACAUGCGAUGUUCAUUAUUGCUCCAGUUCUAUCAAGUGUUGGUGUUAAUAUAGAAGAUACAACUCUUAGUUACAGAACAAUCCAACGAACUCGCAUGCUCUUACGAAAAGAUAUUGCUAUAGGACUAAAAGAUAACUUCAAAGCUCAUGAUAAAUACGUCGUGCAUUGGGAUGGCAAAAUACUGAAUGACAUUGCUGAAUCGAAAUUUGUGGACCGGUUACCGAUUCUUUUGACUGCUUUUGGUACUGAGCAGUUACUUGGAGUUCCAAAAAUGAAUAGUGGAACGGCAGAAAGUCAAGCAGCAGCCAUCUUAUCGACGUUGAAUCAAUGGCGUAUUAUUCGUUACAUUAAGGUGAUGUGUUUCGAUACGACUGCAGUUAAUACGGGAAUCCAUCACGGUACAUGUAAAGAAAUUGAAAAGGCCUUAGGAAAAGAAUUAAUUUGGUUACCUUGUCGCCAUCAUAUUUAUGAAAUCAUUUUAAGGAGUGCAUUCGAAGUGUAUUGGCCAGCAACAUCCGGACCAAAUGUUACAAUAAUAAGGGAGAUUUAAGAAAUUUUGGGACACAGUCGAUAAAACGAAAUAUAAUCUGGUGUUGAAGAUACGAUUGUUGCUAAUAUUGUUACGAAUGAAAAAAAUCAUCUAGCUACAUUUAUUACGAGAUACUUACAGUUAUCGCAACCCGGAGACGACUAUAGAGAAUUAUUGGAAUUGUCAUUAAUGUUUCUUGGAGAAAUGCCACGAGACCAAGUUUUCUUUAAGCGUCCUGGUGCGAUUCAUCACGCAAGAUGGAUGGCAAAGGCAAUUUAUUGCCUAAAAAUAUUUAUUUUUAGAGAUAGCUUUGUCCUUUCUAAGAAAGAAUUGGAUGUCUUCGACAACUUUGUAGUUUUGUAGUUAUGGUGUAUGUAAAAGCUUGGUUUUCAUCAACUUCUGCGCCUUCUGCUGCUAGUCACGACUUGGAGUUCAUGAAAACGUUAAUUGAGUACAGGCAAAUUAAUCCUUUGAUA
Microplitis demolitor is the source of this 1030-nucleotide messenger RNA. RefSeq lists its product as uncharacterized. NCBI's taxonomy places the organism in Eukaryota, Metazoa, Arthropoda, Insecta, Hymenoptera, Braconidae. Bases 33 to 575 code for a protein of 180 amino acids. The record is from RefSeq and is a predicted model, not a curated record. The transcript is spliced from 3 exons.